GGCCCCAUCGGGUGCUGUUGACAUCCACCUGCCAUAGAUUUUAUUCCAUGUGGAACAGUCUGGGUCUCUGGAAGGGUGGCUCACCUGUGUCCCCCCAACUUUCGAAGGCUUCAUUUUGGAACCAGGGAGUCCCCCCCCCAUCUCUCUGUCGUUCCACUGCUGUCCCCUUUCUCUUUGUUCCCUCAUCCGUGUCCCCAUAUCCCCGUGUCUCCCUGCCCCCCCCCCCCCCCCGUGUCUGCCACCGCAUCUCCUCCAGCCUGCUUGGGCUACGGCCCAGCCGCCCUGCCUGGCCGUCCUCCCGGGCUCCCCCUCUGCGGCUCUGAGCUGGCCCCACCCCCUGCCCCCUCCCUCGGCUGGGCCUCUGAUCCGCCUGUGGACACAGAGGUCGGGCGCCCAGCACAAGGCCCCAGGACACAUCGCCGCCCCUUGGCACUCACAGAGGCCUCCCCACAGCCCUAGAGAAGGGCAUGGGGGUGGGCUGCCCCACCAGGUUCGGGGCGCCCGCCCCCCACUAGGACAAGUGGAGGGGGUGCCCCCGCCCAAUGGGCCUGGCCAGGGCCCUGCGCCGCCUUAGCGGCGCCCGGGAGCCCAGGGAGGGCCGCGCCGGCGAUGAGGAAGAAGAGGCCGGGCCGGGGCUGUGCCGCAACGGGUGGGCGCCGUCGCCGGUGGGGCGGCGCCGCGGGCGCUUCGUCAAGAAAGACGGGCACUGCAACGUGCGCUUCGUGAACCUGGGCGGCCAGGGCGCGCGCUACCUGAGCGACCUGUUCACCACGUGCGUGGACGUGCGCUGGCGCUGGAUGUGCCUGCUCUUCUCCUGCUCCUUCCUCGCCUCCUGGCUGCUCUUCGGCCUGGCCUUCUGGCUCAUAGCCUCGCUGCACGGCGACCUGGCCGCCCCGCCGCCGGCGGCUCCCUGCUUCUCGCAGGUGGCCAGCUUCCUGGCCGCCUUCCUCUUCGCGUUGGAGACGCAGACGUCCAUCGGCUACGGCGUGCGCAGCGUCACCGAGGAGUGCCCGGCCGCCGUGGCCGCCGUGGUGCUGCAGUGCAUCGCCGGCUGCGUGCUCGACGCCUUCGUCGUGGGCGCCGUCAUGGCCAAGAUGGCCAAGCCCAAGAAGCGCAACGAGACGCUCGUGUUCAGCGAGAACGCUGUCGUGGCGCUGCGCGACCGCCGCCUCUGCCUCAUGUGGCGCGUCGGUAACCUCCGUCGCAGCCACCUGGUUGAGGCGCACGUGCGGGCCCAGCUGCUGCAGCCCCGUGUGACCCCAGAGGGCGAGUACAUACCACUGGAUCACCAGGACGUGGACGUGGGCUUUGACGGCGGCACCGAUCGAAUCUUCCUCGUGUCUCCCAUCACCAUCGUGCACGAGAUUGACUCUGCCAGUCCUCUCUAUGAACUAGGACGUGCCGAGCUGGCCCGGGCUGACUUUGAGCUGGUGGUCAUUCUCGAGGGCAUGGUUGAGGCCACGGCCAUGACCACACAGUGUCGCUCCUCCUACCUCCCUGGUGAGCUGCUCUGGGGCCAUCGUUUUGAGCCAGUCCUCUUCCAGCGCGGCUCCCAGUAUGAGGUUGACUAUCGCCACUUCCACCGCACUUACGAGGUCCCAGGGACACCGGUCUGCAGCGCCAAGGAGUUGGAUGAACAGGCCGAACGGGCCUCCCACAGCCCCAAGUCCAGUUUCCCCGGCUCUCUGGCUGCGUUUUGUUAUGAGAAUGAACUUGCGCUGAGCUGCUGCCAGGAGGAAGAGGAGGAAGAGGAGGCCAAGGAGGGGGAUGGGGUGGAGGCAGAAGAUGGGACUGCCAGCCCCCAAGUACUAACACCAACCCCCGCACUGACCCUACCCCCGUGAUGCCAGCUGGUGUCCCCCUAUUUGUACCCCCUUCCCAGAAAUAGCAAGAUGGAGAGUUCAGGCCCUCUCCUGGGAUGGGAGCAGGUGUUUCCCAAGACCAACAAGCCUGCUGGGUAAAUUAUUAGCUGGUGAAGUUCUGCCAUGCGCAGUGGACCCACCACAGACAUACUGGAUCUUAAUCUCUCUGCAGUCCAUGCUCCUUCCUGAGACCCCUUUAUCAGCCUGAUUCCUGAGUCUCUCCAGAGCUUCAGGAUCCAGAAUUCCAGACCACCCAAGAGGCAAGGACUUGUGGUUCUAGAUUCUUCUACGUGGCUGGGUUGGGUUAUUGAGCAGGGUCAGGAAUCAGUGGUAUAUACUGCCUCCAGGUACAGCAACGAGAUUAAGAGUGUGUAGGUCUGGACUGACCUAAGAUUCAAGGGACUGUUGCUUCUUGCCUCAGCUAACCAAGUAGCAAAUCAUUUUUUUUCCUAGACCACGUAAGGAGGGAAGGUUAUGGAAUUCCCCAAGAAUUCAAGAUGAUCUUUAAUAACCAAUGACAAAGAUUGUUGAAGGCAGGUCAAGAAAAGAACUUGUGGUUUCAGAAGGCCCAAGAGUUAAGAUUCUGUGAAUCUGGAUUGGCCACAGAGGCAAGCACUGGUGGUUCUAGAACACGUUGAUUAGAAUGUUGAGCUACUGAGGAAGCUAAAGAGUCAUGUUUCUAGAAUGCACAAACAGUGUCUGUGGGUCUGGAAGCGCAACAGCGACAGCUUGGGAGUUCUUGAUAUUAGAUAACUCCAGGCCACUAGCCGUAGAACAUCAAACCAAGGGGUUUGGGUCCAUGGGUCCAGGGGAUAAUCAGUGCUUCUUUAUGACCCACAGUGGUUUUUUAAAAAAAGUGCCAUUCUAGAAUGUCCAAAGGAAUCAGGAUUCUGUGGCUCUAGAUUGAUCACAGAGUCAAGGAAGGAGAGGUGAUGCUAGAUGGCUGAGAUUGGCCGGUUCCAGUUUGCCCAGUGGAGUUGAGAAUCUCGAUGAUUCUUUGUGGUUCUGUAAUGCCAAAAGGAAUCAAGGCUCCAGGGAUCCAGGGCUGUCCAUUAUUAAAACCUGGAAGGUCUAAGCAGCACCUAGAACUUGGCAGUUCUGGGAGGGGGACUCGGGACUUGAUUGGCAGCAUUUCUGGGCUGACCCAGAAAGGGAGGGCCCACACAAGACCCUGUGGGUAACAGGGCUGGUCGUUGGGCAAGGGAAAGAGAGGCCCAAGGCUGAUGGGUCAAUGAUGCUCUGGAAUCCUACACCUAGCAAUGUGUGUCUAUUUCUUAAAGAUGUUACACAUAUGUGUAUUAUAUAUAUAAUAUAAAUACAGAUAUCUAUCUAUAUUUUCCUGUGGUUCGUACAAAAGGGUUAGA
This is a messenger RNA of Mustela lutreola (European mink), 3226 nucleotides long. It is a transcript of the gene KCNJ14, whose product is annotated as potassium inwardly rectifying channel subfamily J member 14. The record is from RefSeq and is a predicted model, not a curated record. Lineage: Eukaryota; Metazoa; Chordata; Mammalia; Carnivora; Mustelidae. Bases 543 to 1844 code for a protein of 433 amino acids. Gene Ontology annotation, biological process: potassium ion import across plasma membrane; regulation of monoatomic ion transmembrane transport. Gene Ontology annotation, molecular function: inward rectifier potassium channel activity. Gene Ontology annotation, cellular component: plasma membrane. The transcript has 3 exons.